Daucus carota subsp. sativus is the source of this 1640-nucleotide messenger RNA. RefSeq lists its product as uncharacterized. NCBI's taxonomy places the organism in Eukaryota, Viridiplantae, Streptophyta, Magnoliopsida, Apiales, Apiaceae. The coding region runs from base 181 to 1359 and encodes 392 amino acids. The transcript is spliced from 3 exons. The record is from RefSeq and is a predicted model, not a curated record.
GAGGUAACAGUUGGUGCGUAUAUACACCACUCCACUACAUAUACAUACAUAUUUCUGUAAGUAAUCAACAGAAACAAACUAACAACUUCACAAUCGCCUCUCUGUGUUUGUUAUCUUUGCUUAAAGUAAAAGAGAACAACAGAAGAAGAUAAAUAACCAAACAAACAAGAAGCAAUAGCAAUGGCUUCUUGGUUGUCGCUUUCUCUAUUCGAUGAACAAGAAGAAGAUGAUGAGAAUGAAGAACAAGAUAAAGAUGUUUCGAAUCAAAACCCUAGCUCUCCAUCUGUCAACGACAAUAACAUCUCCGCCGUCAUCGGCCGUCAAUUCCGGGGCGUCGCCGCCUUUCUCGCUCCGCCGCCUUCUUCACCCGUCUCCCCCGGUAAUUCCGCCGAAAUUCCCGCGGAGUCGCCGCCGGCUUCGCCUCUGCUUGGAAUGAAAAAUGAUUUCGUUGAGAUCGGCGAAGGCUUCAAGUCCAAACUCUCUUUGAUUUCUUCGAACAAGGCGGUGACUGAGAUUUCGAGAUUCGCGAACGGUUUGUUUCAGUUUGGAGAUGAUGAAGAUGAGAGAGUGCUCCGAGAAGACUUAGGGUUGAGUCAGGAAGUUGUGAGUUUCGUCCACGAUAUUUCUGAGCGGCCUCAAUUGUGGACUGAGUUUCCGUUGUCUCUUGAAAAUGAUUUUGAUAUGUCUGAUAUUCAGAGAGAACAUACUGCUGCAAUUGAAAAAAUGAUGCCAAAUAUGGCUGCCUUGAGGCGUGAGAUUUGCAAAACUGUUGAUGAAGAUAUUUUUUGGAUGAUCUAUUUUAUUUUGUUGCUUCCAAGGUUGAAUGAUUAUGAUGCCGAGCUUUUGUCAACCCCAGAGAUUGUUGAAGCGAGAGGAAAACUUCUGCAUAAACUGCAGGAAAGAAAUAUGGCACCCCCUGUGAAUUCUGAGGUCUCUGAGAGCGUGGAAACACUGAAGAACAGUGGUGGGAAUGAAAAUAGCACUCAUGCAAACAAGAGGCCCACUCAUGGAAAUGAAGAGACCAACUAUGCUGAGAAUUCUAAGGAGUUUAAAGAGAAAGAUGUUGGUACAUACUCCUCUGAUGAAGUAAAACAGUCUGAAGGGGAGAUCUCAUUCAGUGAUAUCGAGAGCGAUGAUAAUUUCCUCUCAGGCAAAUAUUCAGGCACUAGGCAAUCAGAGAUCCCUUCAUGCUCGGGACCCAGUGAUUGGGUCGAUUUAAAAGGAAGUUUUGGUAUCCUGGGUGGUGAUAAGCAGAAGACAGUUCCAUCAACUUCGGGAGAAAAGGGUUCAGAAAGUGAGGAGUCAAACGAGUGGCUCACGAUUGAUGAUUCUGAUUUAGAUCGUCCAGCAGUUGGCUGAACGUUUGAGAUUAUAAACUUUUGUCUUCACAUUUUUUUCUGAUUUUCCGCAGUAGGAAAAAGGGGGAGUGUUUAGGUGAUCAAGGCAGAUGCCCUUGUACUCCCCGACUAAAAGUUGUGUAUAUUGGACCUCAUAUUAGAACAAAGCUAGACUAAAAUAAUUUAAGUAUGUACAUCACCAAAGUGGUAACAAUCAGGUUAUAAUUCUGUUCUCCUUGAGGUUGUACUUGAUGUUAGUGCUGUAUAUAUACAAGUGGUGUUGGUGCAAGUAAUUUGAUAGAA